This is a messenger RNA of Oncorhynchus tshawytscha (Chinook salmon), 165 nucleotides long. RefSeq names its product eukaryotic translation initiation factor 3 subunit B-like. Gene Ontology annotation, molecular function: RNA binding; translation initiation factor activity; translation initiation factor binding. Gene Ontology annotation, cellular component: eukaryotic translation initiation factor 3 complex. The record is from RefSeq and is a predicted model, not a curated record. NCBI's taxonomy places the organism in Eukaryota, Metazoa, Chordata, Actinopteri, Salmoniformes, Salmonidae. Gene Ontology annotation, biological process: translational initiation.
GAGGCAGACGGGAUAGACUCUGUGGUUGUCGUGGACAAUGUGCCCCAGGUCGGCCCCGAGCGCCUGGAGAAACUGAAGAACGUCAUCCACAAGAUACCCUCCAAGUUCGGCAAGAUCACCAACGAGUUCUACCCACGGUGACGGACCUGAAGGACUCACUAAGGG